CGAGCGGCUGGUGGGCGCGCCCGCUUCGACGUCGCGGAGGCUUCAAGAUGGCGGAAGCCCUGACAACUCAGGAGCAGCUGGCUGUGGAGGAGUUCCUGAGUGAGGUGCGUAGCAGGGAGCAGCCUCACAGUGCUGGGCUCGUCUCCCAACCGACAGCUGUAAAGUUUCUUAUGGCCCGCAAGUUCGACGUCACCAGAGCCAUCGACCUCUUCCAAGCAUACAAGAACACAAGAAUCAAAGAGGGCAUCAUCAAUAUCAACCCUGACGAAGACCCCCUACGCUCAGAGCUGCUGAGUGGCAAGUUUACAGUCCUGCCCGGCCGUGAUGCAAAGGGUGCUGCGCUGGCACUCUUCACUGCUCGCCUCCAUCGGCCAGACAUCACCACCCACAAAGCUGUGCUGCAGGCCAUCAUCUAUCAGCUGGACAAAGCCAUAGAGAGUUUACAAACUCAGAGAGACGGCCUCAUCUUUAUUUACGACAUGACCAACUCCAGCUAUGGAAAUUUUGACUAUGAGCUCUGUGUCAAGAUCCUCAAUUUGCUCAAGGGGGCCUUUCCAGCUCGUCUAAAAUGUGUCUUCAUUGUGUCAUCGCCUCUUUGGUUUCGAGCACCCUUUGCCGUAUUACGCCUAUUUGUGCGCGAGAAGCUAAGAGAGAGGGUUUGCACAGUGAAGGCCCAUGAGUUGGCCGGCCACAUCCCAGUCUCCUCCCUCCCUGAACACCUGGGUGGGACAUCUCAGUACAGCCAUGUGGCUUGGAUCCAGUCCUGUGUUAACUCCCACACAAACACUGUUCAGGGUGACACACAAGACCACGACACACACGACUGUGUGGGAAGCCUGCUGCGCUCCUACAGCUUAGAGUGCAGCAACACGAGCGCGGGCGCUACACUGUCCCACACACACAUCAAUACGCAGCUAGGCUCUGAGCUAGCCGUGGCUAACUCUAACUGCUAUGAUGAUAGCAAUGCUAACCCACACAACCACUGCGGUGUGGUGGAGGGCAGGACUCAAGGUCAGUACCAGCAGAGCCCGCAGGGUAACCACCAACACUGGAAUGGCUCAGCAGUGAGCGGGGCUAAUGUUACUGUUAGCAGCUCUAGCCCCAAUGCUAACAUGAACGGUCGAGGUCGUCAAGCCCCUCCUCAGUCGGAUACGCCCCCAGACACACCGCUCUCCCAGGCAGGUGAUGGGGACGAUGUCGACGGCAAGGUGACAGACUCUGCCCACAUGUCUCAGACUGAGGGUGUCAAGGAGGAGGACGAAGAGGAAGGGGUGCCUCCAUUACCCCAGAAAUCUUUGCCCCGCCCCCCUCACCAGCCUUGCUCCCAGUCUCCGCCCCUGUCUUCAUCAUGGGAUCCUGAGGAAGAGGAACGCUGCAUUGAGGUGUCGGUUCACAUGCCAGAGCAGGGAGGCAUGACGGUGCAGGAUCUGGUGGAGCAUGUGAAAAGGAAGAAGAAGAAGGGGAUCUACCAGGAGUACGAGGAGAUCCGCAAGGAGCCGCCAGCAGGCACCUUCGACUACUCCAAAAAACUGUCCAAUCAGAUAAAGAACCGGUACAGCGAUGUUCUCUGCCUGGAUCACUCACGGGUGCGACUAUGUCAGCUCUCUGAUGAUGAAGAUGAGACAUCCGAUUACAUUAAUGCCAGUUUCAUGGACGGGUACAAGAGAGGAAACGCCUACAUCGCAACUCAGGGUCCUUUGCCAAAAACGUUCGGCGACUUCUGGCGAAUGGUUUGGGAACAAAUGGUACUUAUCAUCGUCAUGACUACCAGGGUGGUGGAGCGUGGCCGAGUGAAGUGCGGUCAGUACUGGCCUCUUGAGGAGGGCAGGACCGAGCAGCACGGACACUUCUUGAUCAGGAACACACACAUCCAAACCUUUCAGGACUUCAAACUCUCCCAUCUCGAACUUUACAACACACAGUCUGGAGAGAGACGGGAGGUGUACCACUACCUCUAUGUCAGCUGGCCAGACUUUGGGGUGCCGAAAAGUGCUUCAGCCAUGCUGGACUUCCGUGAACACGUACUUCAGAGGAGGGAGGCUGCAGUGCAGAGUCUGGGCACCAGCUGGACAGGGCCUCGGGGGCCCCCUGUGGUUGUGCACUGCAGUGCUGGCAUUGGCAGAACAGGCACCUUCUGUACACUGGACAUCUGCCUGUCCCGGCUGGAGGACAUCGGCACCGUCAACGUGCGUCAGACGGUGCGGCGGAUGCGUACACAAAGGGCUUUCAGCAUCCAGACCUGGGACCAGUUCUACUUCUGUUACACGGCAGUCAUCGAGUAUGCCCAGCGCAAUGGGAAAAUGAGCCCGGUGCAGUGGUCUGAUUCAGACCUGGAGACUGACAGCGAGUGAGAGACACACACACACACACACACACACACAAACACAAACAAACACACACGGAGAGAUAGAAAAAAAAAAAACUGAAUAUCCAACCUAAGCCGAAGUCAUAGGAACAAGAGUGAGGAGAGGCGUUUCAGAGUCGAGGAGGGAGGUGACUCUUCUGCCAUAAGAGAGAAGACACGAAGGAUGGAGAUCUUGUUUUGGCUCUUGAUGAAAUGAUGCAGACUCCCACAGCUGCUCUUCUUUUUUCAUGAACAGACAGUCAUAGGCGGUGAAGAGCUGGAGAAAAAAAAAAUAAUAAUACAGGGAGUAGAGACUGUGCAUUCAUCACUCACGAGCAAGCAGUCCUGCCAAUAUCCGAGCCCCUUUUCAUUUAGCAAACUACAGGGGGACCUGGCCUGCCCUCAACCUGUCUUGUUGACGAGAGAGUUGUACGACUUGUAGCAUUUUUAUAUUGACUUGCACAUGAGGAAUGGCAAACUUGAACUUUACCCCUUUGAAGCCCUCCAAACCCCCCAGUAUUUGUUCCUUUUUUUUUUUUUCAACCCUGAUCAAGUCUGUGAACGCAGAUCAAAUGUGAAGGGCAGGAAACGGUCAAACUUGAAAAAAACAAAACAGUUUUUCUUUGUUUUGACAGGAAAUGGUUCUGUGUGAGCAAGUGGUCGUAUGUGAAAGUAGAUAAAGUGUGUGAGCCAUUUAGUCCAUUUCCUUUUUGUUUUGAUUUCCACGUCCUUUUUUUUUUUUUUUUUUUCUCUAUGGUGCAUUUUCUACGUGCGUGUGUCAUAUUUGUGCAUAUGUAGACUCACUUUUCAAAGCCAAAGUCCUCACCCUGAAUGCUUGGAUGUACUCCUUACUGAGAUAUUAUAUUGUCUGAAGCCCAUGUAUAUUCAUGUAACAUACAUUUAUACAUUAUUGUGUAUAAUAACAACCUCUGACAUAAGAGAAAAAAAAAAAAGCCUUGUUUAAUACAAUUUGACUUAACCAUGACAAGAAGUAUCUUUGUAGCGAGCCAGGCAAUGACAAAAUAUAGAUGGAGUUCUGCUAUUUUAACUGAUAUCUUUUCACAAAUCUGUUUGAUUUGUCAGGUCUAACAUCCUCUUUACUGUCGGAGCGUUCUGAUUGGACAAUCUUAAGUAGUUUGGCCUUAACUUGUUUCACUGCCUCGUCGUUUCUCAGACCUAAACCACACCUGAAACUGUAACCUUCUCCUUUUUUGUUCUUUCCCUUUUUGUAUCUUAACUCCUUUGAAACCACAACAAUAGUGUUUGAUUCCUGAGGCGUGCUCUGCCUCAGACGAUUGUGCCUUCAGGUAUUCCUUAGCUUAACGUCUCGCUAGUGUAGUAAUAACACCCAAAACCAGUGCACUUGAGAAGUACACGCUGACGUAUGUGUCACGCAGGACGCCCACAUUUUGCCUACAGUCCUGUACGGAGUUCACUGCUUCUGAACACCAUCAGAGUAGCGAGUUAAACCGGGACUAAGCUCUGGUUCGAGACAUGGCUAUUCUUUUAUCAUUUGACCUCAGGGGGUAAUUCUAGUGUUUUUAGCCUAGUGUCAAAGAUUUGUUUCUGGGUUUGCCUCUGGUAAAUUAUCAUUUAAGAAAAAAGAAACUAUAUCAACUUUAUUUUGUAUUUUUUACUGUAUUGUAACCUACUAUAUUUAUGUCUUUGUAAAACUUCUACAAUAUUGAAAUCAGUGAAUGUUGGUACGAUGCUACAAAGAAAAACAAACCAGUUAUUGCAUUUGAUAAGCUGAACAAAUCACAAUGGGGGAGUGAAAUAUAUUUUUUGUUGUUCACGAUGAAAUAUUUGGUGGAAAAUGUCACUUGCCAUUGUAUUUUCAGAAACUGACUUGUAUAGAUGGUAAUUGUUCAGUUGAUGGACAGAACAGGGGGGCAGGAGGGGGGGUAAUGAUGUUUUUAGAACGCUUCUUGUUAAACCCUUCAGUAACAAUUACAUUAACGUCUUACUGUCUGGUACCCUAUGCCAAGGACAAAGCAAAAAAGAACUAUCAAGAGAUGAAGAAAAGCAAAAAAAGAAAAGACAAGUGGCUGCCGUUUGUGUUCACAAAAACCCAGCUUUGUGUCUUUGAGGAAAUCAAAUAUAUAUUUAGAAUGAGUUAAGGUUUAUCAGCAUGGAAGAAAAAAAAAAGAGAGCCUUGAAUGUUUUUUCGGGGUAAUGGUGUCCGAGCAUUUUUUAAAAAAUUUGUUUUAAGUCAAGACAGACACGGAUAUCGUCGGUGAAUGUGGACCCUGCAUCCCUCAAAGCCAAAGGCCCAGGCUCACCCUAAAGAUUGCUGUCAUAUCACACGUCCUCAACAGCCUAUUAGCAUGGACCUACCAAUGCAGCCUUGCAUCCACUGACACGGAGAGACUCGGGAGCACCUCGGGAACAUUACUAAAGAUUAUGUAUAGCUACAGAAAAUGGGAGAGUGUGUCUGUCAAAGAGUCCCCAUGUGACUUCUAAUAUGUUUUAUGAGUAACAGUGAAUGCGAUGUGCAUUUUUGUCAUCGAUGUUCAUUUUUAAUGUUCCUGUGCUUUAAGUUCUCGUGAUUGAAUUAUGGCCUUUUACAUGCUGUCAGCCCGGCUGUCCCAUUAAAGCAAUGGUAUUACUAUCUCGAA
Labrus bergylta (ballan wrasse) is the source of this 4962-nucleotide messenger RNA. It is a transcript of the gene ptpn9b, whose product is annotated as protein tyrosine phosphatase non-receptor type 9b. Gene Ontology annotation, biological process: protein dephosphorylation. Gene Ontology annotation, molecular function: protein tyrosine phosphatase activity. The record is from RefSeq and is a predicted model, not a curated record. Lineage: Eukaryota; Metazoa; Chordata; Actinopteri; Labriformes; Labridae.